Phyllopteryx taeniolatus (common seadragon) is the source of this 2888-nucleotide messenger RNA. RefSeq names its product glucosylceramidase beta 1 (gene gba1). Gene Ontology annotation, biological process: glucosylceramide catabolic process. Gene Ontology annotation, molecular function: glucosylceramidase activity. The coding region runs from base 178 to 1761 and encodes 527 amino acids. The record is from RefSeq and is a predicted model, not a curated record. Lineage: Eukaryota; Metazoa; Chordata; Actinopteri; Syngnathiformes; Syngnathidae. The transcript is spliced from 11 exons.
UGAAAGGUCACAUGACUUGCUCUCCCAAAACAAAUCGAACGCACCCGAACUGCCGACAGCCCAACAUUUCAGCCAUUUAAAGUUCACUAAAUGAAACAGUGAUGAAUGUGCGGUUAAGUUAACUCGUAAACUUGUAUUACGUAAUUCCCGGAGAGGUAGAAAGUUUCCCACUCGAAAAUGUUUCUGUCAUAUCAUUGCGCUGUUUUGCUCGCAGCCAUUGCCCGCCUAACAACGACGACCUUCUCCACAGCGGAACGCAGCGAGUGUGCUGCCAGAAGCUUUGGCCACGACUCGGUGGUGUGUGAGUGCAACUCCACGUACUGCGACACCGUUGGCGUCGUGUCUGUCCCCCCGCUGGGUCACCACAUCUCCUACCUGAGCAGCAUGUCUGGAAACCGGCUGGAGGAAAACCGAGGUCCGGUCCGAGCCAACAGCACCGGAGCUGGCCUCAGACUGACUCUCCUUCCAUUCAAGAAGUACCAGAAGAUGAGAGGAUUCGGUGGCGCCAUGACAGACGCAGCAGCACUGAACAUCCUGUCGCUUUCUGCUGGAGCACAAGAUCAACUGCUGAGACAGUACUUCUCCAAGGAAGGUAUAGGUUACACAGUGGUGCGUGUGCCCAUGGCCAGCUGUGACUUCUCCACACGUCUGUACACAUACGCUGACACACGGGACGACUACGGCCUGCACAAUUUUGCCCUGGCCCCUGAAGAUGUACACAUGAAGAUCCCUCUGCUGCAGAGAGCCCAGGCCAUGUCUCCUCAACCCUUGUCUCUGCUGGCUAGUGCCUGGAGCGCCCCCGCCUGGAUGAAGACAAACAAUGCACUCAUAGGAAAAGGCUCACUGAAGGGAAAACCUGGUGGAAAGGAGCAUCAAAGUUGGGCUCAGUACUACAUUAGAUUCCUUGAGGAAUAUGCCAAGUAUAAUUUGACAUUUUGGGCCGUGACCACAGGGAAUGAACCCACAGCAGGACAAAUGACAAACUACAGUUUCCAGGCGCUGGGUUUUAGUCCCGAGGAGCAGAGGGACUGGGUGGCCUUGGACCUGGGCCCCGCCCUCCACGCCUCAUCUUUCCCGCACACUCAUGUCCUCAUGCUGGACGACAACCGCCUGCUGGUGCCUCACUGGGCCAAAGUGGUGCUGAGUGACAUCCACGCAGGCCGGUACAUCCACGGCGUGGCGGUGCACUGGUACCUGGACAGUAUGUUCCCUGCAGGGCCCACCCUUGGAACGACCCACGAGCUGUACCCAGAGUAUUACCUGUUCGGCACGGAGGCCUGCGCCGGCUGGAGCCCGCUGGACCGGGGGGUGAAGCUAGGCAGCUGGCAGAGGGCCGAACAAUACGCGCAUGAUAUCUUAGAGGACUUAAAUCAUUAUGUGACGGGCUGGACCGACUGGAACCUGGCGCUGGAUCAGAGCGGUGGGCCCAACUGGGUGAAGAACUUUGUGGACAGCCCUGUCAUCGUGGACGGCGGGCGUGACGUCUUCUACAAGCAGCCAACCUUCUACAGCAUGGCCCACUUCAGUAAAUUCCUGUGUGAGGGCUCUCAGCGAGUCGGCGUGUCUGCAAGUGGAGAAACGAACCUCGAAUUCUCUGCCUUCAUCCGGCCGGACGGCUCAGUGGUGCUCAUUAUACUCAACAGGUCAUCAUCAGCCAUACAGUUUGAAGUGUGGGACCAAGUGGUCGGCUACAUCCCCUCCACAGCGCCGCCUCAUUCCAUACUCACGCUCGUUUGGUACACACUGGGAUUAAAUACGUAAUAUGUUUUUGUUGUUCAUAUGCCGGUAAGCCUUAAUUGCAGCAUUUCAGAAUUAUUAUUUUUUUUUACCUACUAGGCAAGGCAAUUUAUAAAGCACAUUUCAUCUACAAUGUAGUUAACUCAAUGUGCUUUACGUGAUGAAAAGUGUUUAAAAACAAAAACAGUGGGGGAAAACAUCUUACUACAAUUACUAAAAGAAGAUACAGUGCAAGAAAGAUUACUAUUAUUAUUUUUUUAAAUAAAAUGAAAAUACUCAAUCAUAAGCAUGAGACAUUGACACUUGGGGCUAACUUCACUUGUGUUGGCAACUUAUUCCAUUUGUGUGCAGCAUAACAGCUAAAUGCUGCUUCACCAUGUUUGCUUUGGAUUCUUAACUCCACUAUUUGACCUCAGUCUGUAGAUCUGAGCCCUUCUGGGUUUAUAUAUGCCAUUAGCAUUUUUUUCAUGUAUUCAGGAACUAAACCAUUUAGUGAUUAAUAGACCAGUUGUAUAACUUAAUUAAUUCUAGAUAACUUUUAAUAUGUACUCUCAAACUUCCUACAAGAAGUUAUAUUUAUUAGGGGCGCACUGAAAACGCAUGGUACUACUAGAAUAACAUUUAGGUUUGACAUGGCAAAACAAUUCAGAAUUCAGAAAAAACGAACAAAAUUUAACAUCAAAGACAGAACAUUCUGACAACCAUAAUCUUGCAUGAAAAAGUUUAUAGGAUUAAAAUAUUAACUGUUAAAGGAAAAAAAGGUUGAAAUUUUGUGAGAAACUGAAUUUUACAUCAAUAAGGUUGUAAUUUUGUGUGUAGUUAUGAGAAUAAGAAAAACAUCUAAAUAUGUGAACUUUUUAAUUUAGCGAGAAUGUGCUUUAAGUUGUACAUUUGUAAUAUUGCAAAAAGUGUAAAUGAGUGGUUGUAAUUUUGCAAGAAAAAUGUACUAAUCAUUUGUAAGAAAAUGUUUAAAUAUUAGGAAGUCAUGAUUUUGGGACAAAAUGUUGGGAUGUGAGAAUAAUUGAGGAAAAGGCCCCCAAAAAAUGAGAAUAAAGUUGUUAUAUUACAAGUGCAAAGGUGACAAUGAAAGUCAUGUUGCAACAUUAUCAGAAUGUUCUCUUGACUUUGAGAAUAAAGUUUGUGCCAUUUAC